Trichoderma virens Gv29-8 is the source of this 939-nucleotide messenger RNA. RefSeq lists its product as uncharacterized. Bases 145 to 786 code for a protein of 213 amino acids. The transcript is spliced from 4 exons. The record is from RefSeq and is a predicted model, not a curated record. Lineage: Eukaryota; Fungi; Ascomycota; Sordariomycetes; Hypocreales; Hypocreaceae.
UCUUCAUAUUGUAUACAUUUAUUUUAUAAUAUUUUCUAUUAUAUGUUGGCACUCUAUUUGCCCAUAAUCUUCCCUUUUAUUGCGUCUUAUCAUACUCGUUCAGCACUGAAAGAAACCGAACGUGGGGUUUCGAAAAAAUCCAUCAUGAGCGAUAAGCCGGAGCCUUCCUCCGGCGCCAUGCAGCCGCAGCAGAAUAAGAAACGAGGCAUCUUGCCGCCAGAGAUUAUAGAUCUCAUGGUGGCUCCAGUCAAAGUUGGCACUUGGACCGGUGCUGCCGGAGUACUAGCCGGCGUUGCUGGUGCUAUUGCUCGGGACACUAGCCCUGUGGCCAGCGGUGCUGUAACUGGGUUUCAAUGGUUUGCCCUGGGAGGUAGCUUCUGGUUCACUAGAUCUGUAGCCGUCAGGGCAAUGGGAGGCGACGAGCAGGUGAGGCCAGUCGAUAAGACAAUAGCGAGCACCAUAGGCGGCUCAGCUGCCGGAGCAGUGGCCGGACUGAUCCGGGGCCCAGGCAAGAUUGUGCCCGCCAUGGCAAUGUGGGGAGUGUUGGGAGCAGGCGGACAGAUUGUUGCCAAUGGCUUGAGCAACAGAAAACCAAAAGUCAAGGACGAAAAUGACAGCUGGUUUCGGUCAAAAUGGAGCCCAUUGAAGAAACUCACAGACCAGGAGUACAUCGACAUGAUGGAAGAGAAAAUUCUGAGAGUCGACGUGGACAUUGCCCUCAUUGACGACCGGAUCGCCGAAUUAAAGGCUAUCGAUCAGAAAGAUAAGGACGAGAAGAGGGUGUAAUUAUUCCAAGGUUUUCUUUAUUUUGUUGUCAUGGUUGGUAUGGUUGAUAUCCCUUUUUUUCAUGUAUAUUAUUACUGCAACGACUUAUUUGGAUCGGCAUCCACGCAGCAUAUGAUUGUACGAUUAUCUACUAUUAAACGAAAUGCUUUCUUU